UGCUUAGUUUCCGUCUGUGAGGUAAACAGCUUGGCGAGAUGCGGGUGCAAAGUUGGAUAUAAAAUAUUUAUAUCAGUCGUUAAUCCAGAAUGUGACCUACAUAUCUUCGUGAGGAUAAGCAACAGUUUGUGGUUCUCUGCUCAUUAGUACGUCUAUUUGUACGCUCAUUAAACAGCGUCCAUUGUCGCCGUGUGUUGACAUGUUAGUUUACAUGUUUGUCUCAUCAGCUGACGUGCAGCUCUAACCACCAUACACCAUCUGGGUUUAUAUAGUUUACCACCCAGUUUGUGUUUUAUUUGAAUCCAGUGCUGCAGAGAAAGCACAAGGGUAAAUAGGCAUUUUGGUAAAUGAUAACCACUUACAACCAGCUAACUAACGAGACCACAUUCAGGCAUGUUAGUCCAGGCAAGUUAUUGAGUCAGCCUCAACUGCUGGUGGGGAUAUUCUCCUAAAAUAAGGCUACAUCAUCCAGAUAUGGUAUGCAUGGCUUGGUAAGUUUCUGUGACUGAGCCAUGGAGGGGAUCCUGUACAAGUGGACAAAUUACAUGACAGGUUGGCAGCCUCGCUGGUUCGUCCUGGAGGACGGGACCAUCUCCUACUACGACAGUGAGGAUGACGUGGGGAAAGGAAGCAAAGGCUCCAUCAAGAUGUCCGUCUGUGAUAUCAAAGUUCAUCCUACAGACACGGCACGCCUGGAGCUGAUUAUCCCAGGAGAACAACAUUUUUACGUCCGAGCUGUCAACGCGGCAGAGAGGCAGAUGUGGCUGGUUGCGUUGGGGUCAUCUAAAGCAGGGACACUAGACAGUCAUAAACACAAAGGGCCUGACUGUCUGAAAACAAAGAUGUCUGAGCUCCGCCUCUACUGUGACCUACUUGUUAAACAAGUCCAAAGUAUUCAGUCGCAGCAGAACGACAAUACAGAGACCACUCCCACAUCUGAGGCGUCUUUGCUCAGUGCGACCUGCUCCACCUUCAUCAGGACGCUAGAGGAGUGCAUGACCCUGGCCAACCACAGUCUGGCACCGGACAUCCCCCCCCUGGAGAGGACGAAGAGGUCCAUCAGUCACCCCGGGACAUAUACUUUUGACAGGUCUAAUAUAAAGGAUUCUUACGUGGCUGGAGGGCAAAGGUCAACUCCACACCGAAACCGCACUUGUUCCGACAGCUCCGUCUACGAUUCUGAACGUUUCAUGCCCGGUCUCAACGGUGACUCAUCCUCCAUCCCUGAAGAGAGAUCGGGCGGGGCUACUCUGAAGACGACACCCACUGACACAGACACCGACCUGUCGAUGUGACGGCCUGGCCGUGCGUUGGCCUCUGAUCUUGCCUACCCCCCUCGCCGGGCCUCUGGAUGCACAGUAGAACACGUAUGAACGUUGAAGAAAGACCAGGACCCAGGGCCACAGAGGGCCCCUAGAGGAGGGCCACGGGGGACUGUUACGACGUGACGGUCCACAACCUUUCUUCCCAAAGCCCGAGAGAGAGAGAGAGAGAGAGAGAGAGAGAGAGAGAGAGAGAGAGAGAGAGAGAGAGAGAGAGAGAGAGAGAGAGAGAG
Molecule: messenger RNA, 1555 nt
Organism: Gadus chalcogrammus (walleye pollock)
Lineage: Eukaryota; Metazoa; Chordata; Actinopteri; Gadiformes; Gadidae
Gene: plekha3
Product: pleckstrin homology domain containing, family A (phosphoinositide binding specific) member 3
Exons: 8
Coding region: 513-1295 (260 amino acids)
Biological process (GO): retrograde transport, endosome to Golgi; endosome organization; receptor recycling
Cellular component (GO): early endosome; trans-Golgi network; recycling endosome
Source: RefSeq, a predicted model, not a curated record